This is a messenger RNA of Daphnia pulicaria, 2336 nucleotides long. Its product is annotated as lysine-specific demethylase 4C-like. Bases 124 to 1665 code for a protein of 513 amino acids. The transcript has 4 exons. Gene Ontology annotation, biological process: regulation of transcription by RNA polymerase II. Gene Ontology annotation, molecular function: histone binding; nucleosome binding. The record is from RefSeq and is a predicted model, not a curated record. Gene Ontology annotation, cellular component: nucleus. Lineage: Eukaryota; Metazoa; Arthropoda; Branchiopoda; Diplostraca; Daphniidae.
UUACGUUCCAAGUGCGGGCCGAGAAAACGAAAGACAAGAACCCAUUGAGCAACACCCUGACGGCCUCGACCGUCGUCGACCUGUCGCGUAUCCCCGAGCCGAAGCAGUUAUCCAGCCGCCAAGAUGGAAGAGUCUUCUUCAGCAUCUCAGGAUGUGUUUAGUAAAACGAGAAUACAGAAACCGUCGCCCAACUCUCACAUCAAAUCCUGCCCCGUUCCUGGCACUCAGUUUGGCGUCAGUUCGUCAUCUUCUGUGACGAGUUGUGCUCCGCCGUGUCCCGGAACAAACGCCAAUCCGGCCAGCAAUACGACGGAUGAUCUCCAUCGACAACAGUUUACCUGCAUCACCUCGACCAACAAUCAAUCGCCACCGCCAUCCAGUUCGGGUGGUGGUGAUGAACGUCGGUCGAGAAAACAAAAGAGUCCGUGCAAAGGCCUCGAUUCCAGAGACGUUUCCACCAACCUGACAAUCAUGUGGGAGAAGCAAAAGGAUUGGACCUGGACGAAUGAAUGUGAAUUCAACGUGUUGAACAGUCAGCAGGAGCCGUACUGUUGUGUCUGCAGUGUCCUCAGACCCUGGACGCCACAGAAACCUCUACAAUCACCGGACCAACCACCUAAAUGGUCUGCCGUUGUGUUGCCGGAAGCGCUGUUUGGCUCGGAGCGGCAUGAAAUCACCUCGUCGAUCCUCUUGCGCUGUUCGUCCUGUUGCAUCUCCGUCCACGCCAAGUGUUGCGGACUGGCAGAGUCGACGGUGACCGACAAAUGGGUCUGCCGGCGCUGCGAACGCAGCCCGACGGACCGACAAAUGAUCAAAUGCUGCCUCUGCCAGAAGCGAGGUGGACUCCUCAAAGGGACGACUGACGGCCGCUGGGCUCACGUUGUGUGUACAAUUUGCUUCCCGGGUGUUUCCAUCGUUCAUCCGGACCUUCGCGAGCCCAUCUUUAUCAGUCCAUUUGGCUGGAAGGACUACUUGUUCCUGAAUUGCAGCUACUGCUCCAUCAACCAGUCCGAUUACGGCGCCAACAGUGUCACCUGGCAUCACGGCAGCUGCCUUCCUUGUGUCAAACAAUGUGGACGGGCGUUCCAUCCCCUGUGCGGCCUAGUCAAUGGUGUACGGUUCAUGCUUAGUCAGGAUGGCGACUACUUUUCCGCCAACUGCUGCACAACCAGCCACACUCCUCGAUCGACCACAUCCGCCUUCAGAAAGAAGGCUCCUGUUCAUGUGUCUGUCGGCCAGCAAGUCUACGCCAAACAUCCCGAAUCGGGUGAAUAUCAUCUGGCUGAUGUGACGGACAAUACUCAGACAGUCACGUACUAUUCUGUCGAUUUCAACGAUGGGACUAACAGCCAAGAUACUUAUCCGGAAGACAUCAAGAAUUACAAUUGCAAAGAGGAUGGCCCUCCCCUUGCUGGAGCCGCCGUCGAAGUCUUGUGGACGGACGGCAAGAGCUACGGCGGCCACUAUCGAGGCUUCACGAAGCGUAAACUCUACAGUUUAUCCUUCCGCGACGGAACCAACACCGUCAUCACCGCAGAGAGACCUGAUUUUUAUCAUCCUGACGAGGAUCUACCCAAAGAUCUUAGAAUUCAACUGGACAAGCAAAAGGCAGCAGCAGCGCAAAUGCAACGACUCCAGCAUGCCUGUCCAGCCAUUCAACCUUAAUUGCGUGUUCUUUAAAUCAAACUUGAGUCGUGGCAACUAAAUAAGCCUUUUCUUUCCUUUUUUUGUUUUCUCUUCCUCCCCCCUUCUUCAUUAUGAUGUGAACUUAAGUUAUUUCAAACAAUUCGUGUUUGGGCUGGAUAGAAUGAAGACUAAGAAUAUUGAAUCCACCUGUAACCACAUUUAUUUUGUCUUGAGUUGGAAUGAUAUAGCCUUGUGUGUGUGACUUGUAAGAAAAUUGUUACUAACAUGUAAUUUGAAUGACUGCGCAGGAAUGUGACGAUGAUGAUUGUGUUUUCUUGGACUUUUGUUUUUUUCUGGAUUCUGAACGAAGGAUAAUAUUGUGUCCCCCCGCCGCUCUAUAGUGUCAAUUUUUUUCAAUUUUUUUUUCUUUUCUUGUUCUCAAAGAAAUACCUCGUUAAUUGCCGGCACCAUAUUUCGAUUGAGUGUUCGUGUUAUUCACACAAACAAAUAACGUAUACAGCUUUGUCUUAUAUUAUUCAUAAUCAGCAUUCGAUUGAAGAUGAUUUGUUGAGUUUUGUUUCCAUCCUAUUCUCUCGUAUUACUCCAGAAAGACAAGAUUGAAAAAAGAAAUCUGUGUGAACUUCUAGAGGGAGUUAUCAGCUGCUGACUUGGCUGUUUGAAAAAUCGAAUAAAGUAGUCGCAGUAUUAAA